Messenger RNA from Botrytis fragariae, 1641 nucleotides. RefSeq names its product putative cytochrome p450 protein. Gene Ontology annotation, molecular function: oxidoreductase activity, acting on paired donors, with incorporation or reduction of molecular oxygen; iron ion binding; monooxygenase activity. Lineage: Eukaryota; Fungi; Ascomycota; Leotiomycetes; Helotiales; Sclerotiniaceae. Bases 1 to 1641 code for a protein of 546 amino acids. The record is from RefSeq and is a predicted model, not a curated record. The transcript has 2 exons.
AUGGGGAAAACAGAAUGGCUGGCCUGUUCAGCUCUUGCUGCAAUCUUGGUUUAUGUAUUUCCACAAUACUUCAUUGUCGACCGGAUUUCGAGAUCAGCGAUUCGUUUUCUUCUAGUUGAUGUUUCAUUAUUCUCAUUUUGGCGCAUGUUCAUAUAUCCUUUUUUCUUUAGUCCUCUUCGUCAUCUACCUGGUCCAGUGUCAUAUAACUAUCUCUGGGGUAAUGGCACAGCACAAUUUACCAAACCACCUGGACAUGAAAUCAAAGAGUUCGUUAAAGAUGUACCAAAUGAUGGUUUAAUCCGUAUCCGAUCCUUUGGCAAUAUCGAAAGACUUAUUCCAACAUCUCCUCAAGUAUUGAAAAGUAUUCUAGCGGAUAAUUCAUACGAUUAUGAAAAACCAUAUGGUGUUCAGAAAUUCCUUUCCUUGAUCUUGGGUGAGGGGCCUAUCAUGUCAGAAGGUUCUCUUCAUAAGUUUCAACGCAAACAUCUACUUCCCGCUUUUCAAGUCAAACAUAUCAGAGGACUAUACCCAGUAUUCUGGUCUAAAGCUCUUGGUCUUGUCGAAGGUAUUUCUCAAGAAAUAAGCGAAACGAGUACAUUGGAAAAGAGAAAUGAAUCACACGUCGAAUUUAACGAAUGGGCUACUCGUGUUACAUUAGAUAUUAUUGGUGUGGCUGGUGUUGGUAGAGAUUUCGGUGCUCUUCGAAAUCCAGACGAUCCUCUCGUACGAGAUUACAACGAACUUCUCGAACCUACCUUUAGUAAAGGUAUUUACUUCGCAGCCAAUAUCUUCGGUCCCCAAGAUCUCAUUCAAAAACUGCCUUUCAGACAUAGCAAAGUAAUUGCUGAAACAACCGGGAACCUCCGAACCUUCUGUCGCGAAGUCAUCGAUAAAAAACGUCAAGCAGUAAGCGAGGGUAAAACAGUCGACGGAAUGGAUAUUCUCAGUAUUCUCGUCCGAUCCAACGAUUUCAGCAACGAAGAUCUGGAAGACCAACUCCUUACCUUCUUAGCCGCUGGUCACGAAACCACAUCCUCAGCACUCACAUGGGCCAUCUAUCUCCUCGCCAUCCAUCCCGAAUGGCAAACCAAACUCCGUCAAGAAAUUCACGCUGCGAUUCCUUCUCCCAGCGAUCCAAACUCCCCACAACCAGACCACACAAUCAUCGAUUCUCUCCCCAUCCUCAACGCCAUGAUUCAAGAAACUCUCCGUCUCUACCCCACCGUUCCUCUCUCCGUGCGCAAGACCACCCGCGCUACAAGCAUCUCCCUCCCCGACUCCGCACCCAUCUCCCUUCCCCUCGGAACACGCGUGCUCAUUUCUCCUCUCGCCAUCAACCGAUCUCCACUUCUCUGGGGCCCCAAAGCAGACGAAUGGUCUCCGGAGCGUUGGCUUCAAGACGGAUGUGCGAAUACUGGGGGGGCGGAGAGUAAUUUUGCGAAUAUGACGUUUUUUCAUGGGGAGAGGAGUUGUAUUGGGAGAGGGUUUGCGAUAAGUGAGUUUAAGUGUUUGUUGGCGGGGACGGUGGGGGGGUUGGAGUGGGAAAUGUGGGAUAAGGAGGAGGAGGUGAAGGUGGGUGGGGUGGUGACGACGAAGCCGGUUGGCGGGAUGAAUGUAAGGAUGAAGGUUGUGGGGUGGUAG